Peniophora sp. CBMAI 1063 is the source of this 1788-nucleotide messenger RNA. Lineage: Eukaryota; Fungi; Basidiomycota; Agaricomycetes; Russulales; Peniophoraceae. The record is from the annotation of a GenBank genome assembly.
AUGAGCACCAACAAGGGCGAAAAGGCCGCUGCGCAACCAUCUGCUGGACCUGUGAUAGGUAUCCGGCGCUCUCGGUGGGCUCGCAUAGCCCUUGUGACGACAGCUGCCGCGGCGUACUGGGCUGUACGAUGGCAUCAUGGCUUCUAUGGUGGCACCUCCGUCGACAAAACCUAUGCUGUUUGCUCUCCUGAUGCUGACGGUCUCUACACUAUCGAUGCGACAAACUCCGUUACACAAUGCAUGGUCGUCAAAGAUGCGCUCAUCGCAGAUGUUGGGAGUGAAGAGGAUGUGAAGAGCAGAUGGCCCGACAUCAGCUACGCUGUGACACCCAAAGGCUCAAUGAUCCUUCCCGGGAUGACCGAAUCGCACAUGCACAGCUUCCUGCACGCCAACUAUCGCAUGCUGGAGCUCGAGACGGCGCAGAGCAUACCAGCUGCCGUCGCUCUUGUACGCGAGCUCAUUCUAUCCGACCCCGACAUCUUGCACAAUACGUCCAAGAUCAUCGAGGGCUUUGGCUGGGAUGCAACAAUCUGGCCCGAGAAACGACUGCCUACUGCUGCUGAUCUGGACGCAGAUGACGUCGUACGCGGUCGUCAAGUCGUCUUGCGUAGCAAGGACGCACACGCCUAUUGGGUCUCUGGCAAGACUCUCGAACUGAACGCGCCGUAUCCUCAAGAGGUCGAGGGGGGCAAGAUCGAGCGCGAUGCCGACGGCAAAGAAACAGGCGUCUUUGUCGAUAGCGCACAGGAUCUCAUUGCGUAUUCUGAGUUGACCGACUCAGACUUGCUGAAGAAGCUCACGUACACCAUGAACGAUGCGCUUUCGUGGGGUAUCACCUCGAUUCACGAUGCGAAGCUCGGCCAGGAGGAGCUUGACUUCUUCCACCGUCAAGCUCUUGCCGGCAAUCUCAAAGUGCGCUUCCAUGGGUGGAAGUUCUUCGACGGUGACAUGGCGGGCUACUGGGGCAACACUACCGCGCGCGUCUACGGUGCGGGCAAUGGAAGGUGGACGCAACGCAGCGUGAAGAUCGUAGCGGACGGCUCGUUGAGAAGUCGUAGCUCUUACCUCUACGAGGACUACUCGGAUGAACCGGGUAACAAAGGCUUCAUGCGUGUAUCAGUCGAAGUGCUCGAGAAGGUCAUCCCGAUGUUCUUGGAGGACGGCUGGCAAGUGAACGUACACGGCAUUGGCGAUCGCGCCAACGGGCACGUUGUGACGGCGCUCGAAAAGUCUCUGGCAGGCGUGAAUGUGACCGCUGCAAGGCCGCGAAUAGAACACGCGCAGAUCAUGACUGACGAGGACAUUGUGCGUCUGGGCAAGCUCGGUGUAAUUGCAAGCAUACAACCUACGCAUGCCAUUGACGACAUGUGGUAUGCCGAGGAGCGAUUGGGUCCUGAGCGAAUCAAAGGCCUCUAUGCAUUCCGCAAGCUCAUCGACGCUGGUUCGCGCAUAACACUUGGUUCCGACUCUCCCGUGGAAACAAUGAACCCAGUAGCUGGCAUGUAUGCGGCGCUCACUCGCACUAGCUUCGAUGGAACGAGCCCGCACGGCCCCGAUGGAUGGUUCCCAGACCAGAGAUUGACGCGACUCGAGGUCUUACGCGGAUCCACCAUUGAUCCGGCGUACGCCUCGUUCACGGAGAAUGAGCUUGGCUCGCUCGAGGUUGGAAAGCGCGCAGACUUCGUAGUACUUUCACAAGACGUUAUGAAGGUUCCAAUUGAAGACAUGAUGGCGACAAAGGUGCUGGCGACAGCAAUCGAUGGUGAGGUACUUUCCGGGCAUCUGUAA